Messenger RNA from Chilo suppressalis (striped riceborer), 1062 nucleotides. Lineage: Eukaryota; Metazoa; Arthropoda; Insecta; Lepidoptera; Crambidae. The record is from the annotation of a GenBank genome assembly.
AUGAGUGAUGAUGAUAUUACUGUUAUGGAAGUUGAUGAGCCCAAGCCGUCUAAAUCCAGUCAACCGACAAAGAGCUCUACAAAAUCCAUUGCACAUCUGCCAUGGAUAGAGAAAUAUCGCCCUCAAACGUUCAAUGAUAUCGUUGGGAACGAAGAUACAGUGUCGCGGCUGUCGGUUUUUGCUCGAACUGGUAACGCACCUAACAUCAUCAUCGCUGGCCCACCCGGCGUUGGCAAAACCACUACAAUCUUGUGUCUAGCACGCGCUUUAUUAGGACCUUCGUUCAAAGACGCAGUUCUAGAACUGAAUGCAUCAAACGAUCGAGGUAUUGAUGUGGUCCGAAAUAAAAUCAAAAUGUUUGCUCAACAGAAGGUAACGCUACCUGCUGGUCGUCACAAGAUAGUUAUCUUAGAUGAAGCGGACAGUAUGACAGACGGUGCUCAGCAGGCCUUACGCCGCACCAUGGAGUUAUAUUCAAGCACAACUCGAUUUGCUUUAGCUGCUAAUGAUAGCGAGAAAAUUAUAGAGCCAAUUCAAUCCCGCUGUGCAGUAUUGCGCUAUUCUCGCCUUACAGAUGCUCAGAUCCUUGCAAAAAUUCUAGAAGUGUGUGAAAAGGAGAAUCUAUCAUACACAGAGGAGGGGGUAAGUGCUGUGGUGUUCACAGCACAGGGGGACCUGAGAUCUGCCCUCAACAACCUGCAGUCAACCGCACAGGGCUUUGGCCACAUAAGUCCUGAUAAUGUGUUCAAGGUGUGUGAUGAGCCACACCCAAUGCUCAUCAAGGGCAUGCUGGAAUCUUGUAUCAAACAGGAUAUACAUUCUGCAUAUAAGGUGAUCGCGAAGCUGUGCAAGCUGGGCUACGCAGCGGAGGACAUAGUGAGCAACAUAUUCCGUGUGAGCAAGACGGUGGAUGCGAGCGAAGAGAUCCGGCUGGCGUUGAUCCGUGAGGUGGGGCUCACACACAUGCGCGUGGCCGAUGGGCUCACCUCCCCGCUGCAGCUCGCCGGCCUGCUCGCCCGACUCUGUCGCGCUGCUAACAAUACGGUCGAAGCUCCAGCUUGA